Molecule: messenger RNA, 1035 nt
Organism: Durusdinium trenchii
Lineage: Eukaryota; Dinophyceae; Suessiales; Symbiodiniaceae
Source: the annotation of a GenBank genome assembly
UCUCCUGUCAAUUGAUAUUCACAUUCUUCCGCAUGUCUUCUGGCGCGAGUGUUUGGAGUUGCGACUCAUGCUAGCAGUCUGGAGAUUGAAGCGUGGUAAACAAAUGAGUAGAAAGAAGUGUUCUGCUGAGGUGCUCCAUUCUGACAAAUGGCCAGUUCGACACACGUGUGUGAGUGCUUUCCAGUGUGCGAAGGGCGGUCAGCUGGAAGACUUCUUCCAGUCCCAGUCCAAGGGAUUCCCGGUGCCGUGCACUGGAUUUGACGUGGCUGGUGAUGAGUGCGGCAAGGGAUGCCCCCACUCCAAGGGCGCUUGCCUGGUGACAGAAGAGAUGUUCUUGGGAAAGUGCUUCAAGAAAUGCAGUGAUCUCACGGCAAAGCAGUACCCCGUCCGAACUUCGGCAGCCACUUGCUGCGCCACGUCGAACUUGAUCGAGUGCAUCAAUCCUAGCAACUCCAAGAUGAGCAUGGACUUUGCAGUCGGAGGUGGAGUCAGCGAGAAGGAGCAGCAGCCCCACGACCCGGAGCUGUCGCUUACCGUCGGAGACCUCAGGCCGGUCGAUGGGGAUUCGUCAGUUUUUGACGAAAGGCAUCGUCCCUACUCGUAGUGCACGCGACACUGCGUGUCACCCGUCGCUGCGCGUGGCAUGUCGUGUCACCCUCGAUGGCUUUCGAAGGCGCGAAGACGCCCACUUUGGUGCAAGAAACGACCAAUUGAGACAGUGAAUGACUAUGGACGGUGGCCACGCAACUCUUCAAAUUUGGAAGAAAGUAUCCCGUGUCCCUUUAGUUUGUCCGUUUGUUGGCCACAGAAAAUUACUUGCAUGAUGUCAGACUGCCACAAAAACAGUGGCAGGUUGUACUUGGUACGUUACCUGAGGUUUCGCGAUCUGCGCAUUUCAAAAGGAUCGUUCAGACAUGAAACACAUGCCAUUUGAUGCCGAAGAUGUUGGUUCCUUGCAGUUGCAACGAAACAUAUCACCUGGUUGCAUUGCCCACACUUCAGAGAGUAGCUUGUGAUGCAGAAUUCAGAUGUGAC